Messenger RNA from Nilaparvata lugens (brown planthopper), 3061 nucleotides. Its product is annotated as S-phase kinase-associated protein 2. Gene Ontology annotation, molecular function: protein binding. Lineage: Eukaryota; Metazoa; Arthropoda; Insecta; Hemiptera; Delphacidae. The transcript is spliced from 7 exons. Bases 306 to 1658 code for a protein of 450 amino acids. The record is from RefSeq and is a predicted model, not a curated record.
CGUCUGCCUUGUAGAUUUCUGGAAAGCACUGGUGCUUUGCAUGUAGUCCUAGAAUAUAGGUUAUUUUUUCCAAAUUUGUAUGACACGUUAAUUUUAUGUUUAUAUUUGAACCCUUUUUUAAUUUUUAAGUUUGGAAAUAUCAAACUUUUUGAUGAUUUGUGAGUCACAGUUGAAGCUUUUCUAACCUAGAUCACAUAAAUACUUCCCUCCUUUUUGAAGUACCUAUUGAGGUUAUAUCGUAUGCGUGUAACAUGCAUUACUAAGAUAUUUAAUCAAAAGCAAGCGAAGAAGAAUCUAGCUCCAAAAUGCAAUCAAAAAAUAACAAUAACAAGAGGUGUAAAAUAAGCAACGAUGAAUCAGACCUGGUUACAAAUGGAUUCAAAGAUGAGAAUGUGGACGUGUCAAACGUAGUCACAAAUGGGCGCCAUGCAGACGAAGAAAUUAAAUCUAAAUCUAUGGAAAAUCUAGUCACAAAUGGGCGUCACGAUCCCGAAGAAAUCAAACUGAAAUCUAUGGAAAAAAUAGAAUCCAAGGAGGAGUUGAAAUGCGACUUGCCAGUUGAAACUGAGGUGAAAGUGGAGUCCAAGACUCAGGUUGAUGACUGCACCAAUUUUCUUCGUCGUCGUAAGAAAAGCUCCACUAGCAAAAGAAGAAGUCAAGAGGGACCCAACCACUUCACAAAGAUCUCGGACGAAAUGAUCCUGCAGAUCUUCCAAUUCCUGCCGAAGAAGAGCAUCGCAGACUGCGCCUCAGUCUGCAAAAGAUGGCGAGAUGUGGCCUACGACGAGUCCCUGUGGACGCGGCUCGAUCUGUCAGGCCGCGCUUUCCAGACUGACACUCUGGCCUACAUCAUUUCCCGCAACUCGCGCAUCGUCAAGAUGCCGACUGUCGAAAUCUGCUCGCCCAUAUUCGCCGAGUGCGUCGACAUGGUGACAAGCUUCUGGUGGCGAGUCGAGUACCUCGACCUGAGCAUGGCGGUCGUGAAUCCUGCUGACCUGGCGGUUUUGCUGUCCAAGUGCCGCGAUCUGCGCAAGCUCAGUUUGGAGCAUUGCUGUGCGGAUCGGAGUGUGUGCGAAAGUGUGGCCCAAAACGAGAAGUUGGACACACUGAAUAUGGUGAUGUGUUACAUGGUGUCCUGUGAAGGGCUAACCGAGAUAAUGAAGUAUUGUAAGAGACUGAGAGAACUGAACCUCGGUUGGACAGAACUGGAGGGCGACAGUGUGGAAGCCGUUUGCUCGCUAGUGAACCCGGACAUCACUCACCUGGAUAUCAGCGGCUGCAAGGCUCUCAAGGACGAGCAAGCGUUGAAACUGGUCGACCGAUGUCGGUCACUUGUCUACCUGGAUGUCAGCGACUGUGUCGCCAUCACCGAACAAACCUUCAACGUCAUCAUUGAGAACCUCGACAAACUGCAACAGUUGUCCGUUAGUCGCUGCUAUAAGAUUACUCCUUCCUUAUACCCUAAUCUAGAGGCUAUGCCAGAACUAACCAACUUCAACGUGUUUGGUUUGCUGAAUGAUAAACAAAUUGAGAUGCUGCAAAAGUGUUUGAGCAAAAUGAGCAUUAACAAAACAAAGUUCUCAACUAUUGCCAGGCCUACAGUUGGAAUUCGUAGAACGUCUAUCUGGGGUCUCAAGACUAGGGAUAGUGUGGCUUGAAGCAUGCGAGCUGUUGAUGAUACCGACUGAUUUCCCAACAUACUUCACUAUUAUCAACUGUUGUACAUAACAUGUAUUAUUAAUAUUAAUUAUGCAAUUUUUAUCAACGUAUAUAGGUUUUGAAAGCUUCAUCCUGAGCUAUACAGUGUUAUUCGAUUGUUUAGCAAUUUAUUAUAUGCCAUUUUUGGAAAAGGAAUUAAUAGUUUUUUCUUCAAGAUUUUUAUUAUUUGAAGGUGCUAUAUAGAAAUAUCGAAUGGUAAAAUAAAUGAGUUGGAAAAUAUCUUCAAUUGAAUUUCACAUCAUGGAAAAUGCAUCUUUUCAGGAUUCAACUGGAAUCAUUGUUUGGAACUACCAAAAUACUUAUCAUAGUCAUUUUCUAUCGAUUUUCUUUGAAACAAAGAACUGGAAAUCAUUUAAUAAAUAAAAAAUUCCAAUUACGUAUAAUCUAAGAAAGAAUUACUUUUUUAUACUAUAUUAUGUUGCAAAACGUUCCAUAAUCAAUCAUAUAUUUUGUACUUAUAUAUUAACUUAUCAAUUCCUUCGCAUUAAUAUCAAUGUGCAUUGAUUUUUAUCGUAAAUAACAAACUUAUUAUCCAAUAAAUUCCAUCUUAUUAUCGUUUGAUGAAAAUUUUAUCUAUUUAUUUAUUUAUUCAACUUCCAACGGUACAACACCAAUUUUACAUAAAAAUAACAUAUAUUGUCUAUUCUAUAAGUGCCAUAACUUGAAACCCUGGAAUGUUUGAUAGAAUGUUAUCUUGAUAGAAGUGAAAUUGAAAUAAUAUUGUAUUCGGUCUUAACCACGAUUUAAGGUACUGUUAAUUAUUCAUGGUGAUUAAUUAGUCUGUUAAAUUGUAUUUUCAGUCACUUGUAUGAACUUGGUUGUUCUAAGUCAAAGAGAUACGUUAGCCCGCUGGCACAAAAGAAUAGAAUGUAAAAGGUUGUUAAAUAGAAUAGAAUGUAACUUAUUAUCUGAAAUGAUAGCAUUCUUUUUACAGAACAUUUAUAAGAUUAAGGUUCAUAGAUUCACUUUACACUGUCAGCAUUUAUUUAUUCAUAUUCAGCGUUGCUCAUAUAACAUGAAAGCUGCCCAUUCAGCCAGUGCUGGUGUCAAUGAAUAUCACCUUUACCUUAAAUGAAGCAAGUCACUUUUUAAUUAAAUCGGGGUUUACUGAAUUAUUCUUUGAAUAGUUUAUUGUUUUUUCCUAAUAAUUGCAUUAUUUCGAUUGGGUUAGUUUGUAGAAGACUGUCAUAUUUAUGUGUUCGAUUCCUUGUCAUUUAUUUUUUUGUUUCCCUCAACUUAUCUCCUAAAUAAUUUUAGGAAGAAAGCACUUUUGUUAGUUAUGUACGGUAUUGUAUUUUUAAUUGAUAAACUCAUUUAGUGAGUGUGAGGAAAUAUUAAGAAA